AUGAGAGCGCAUCGCAUGGGACGCCAGUGGGAACAAUCAUCAUUUGCCCUGACCUUCAGAUGUCUCCGCUUCACGGGUAGAGACCGUAUCCUUAAGGAGUCCAGAAAGAACCCAGUGGAGAUCGCCGGCUGUACCAUCAUCUUCACCGUGGAUCUCAGUGACCAUAUGCUGAAGCUCAGCUUUCCUGCUAACCAGUGA
Xyrichtys novacula (pearly razorfish) is the source of this 198-nucleotide messenger RNA. The record is from the annotation of a GenBank genome assembly. NCBI's taxonomy places the organism in Eukaryota, Metazoa, Chordata, Actinopteri, Labriformes, Labridae.